Molecule: messenger RNA, 2263 nt
Organism: Leguminivora glycinivorella
Lineage: Eukaryota; Metazoa; Arthropoda; Insecta; Lepidoptera; Tortricidae
Product: Down syndrome cell adhesion molecule-like protein 1 homolog
Exons: 7
Coding region: 176-1102 (308 amino acids)
Molecular function (GO): protein binding
Source: RefSeq, a predicted model, not a curated record
CAAUGAAGUGAAGACGUUUGUUGUGAGAUUAGUUUCCUAUUUUUUCGCCUUCCGUCGUUUAAUUAAAUUCUGUGUGAUGUAAAUAAUUAGAUAGUACAAAAAAUAUUUUUUACUUUCCACUAGGUAGAGCCUGAAAUUUUGUUUUCACUAGGUACAUAGAUGUAGGCACAGUAGAAUGUAUCUCGAGCGCAUACUGUUUCCUCUGUUCUGUCUCGGAAUAGAAGUGUCUGGUGGAGCGGCGAGCGAGGAUCUGGCGGCGCGCGAGGUGGCGGUGGACAAGGGGACGAACGUGACGAUCCCGUGCGGCGGGCUGCUGACUCUGGCGCCGCAGAACGUGCAGUGGGUGCACAAGGGCAACCGCACGCACCAUGAAGUCCUGACGGACGGAAGCUUGGUGCUGCUGAAUGUGGGCGUGGAGUAUGCCGGCGUUUACGAGUGCGGCGUCGAAAAUGACACAACAUUCCUUGAUAGAAUUAAUGUCACAGUGAAAACCGAGCCUCCCCCACUAGUCAACGUGACAGUACACGCAUCCACCAUCCUGGCUCUCAUACUCUGGAACGUAGCGGGCGACGGAGGGCACCCCAUCAUAGACUUCACUGCACAAUACCGCUCCGCGACGCCGAUCAACGGGAGCUUAGAGCCGUGGAGGCCUAUCAGUCCUAACCACAUUAGCCCCAACUCGCGGCAAAUCGACGUAUACCACCUGGACACGAACGCGUCCUACUGGUUCCGAGUGUGGGCGAACAACCAGCUGGGCUCCGGGCCUCCUGUUGAAGUGCUCGCCACCACGCUGUACUCCGACCCGGAGGCAGAGCUGUAUAAGCACUUCUUCACCGGCGCCGAGCACUUCGACACGCGCACGUGGCUGGCCGCCGUGUGCGUCGUCAUGGGAACGCUCAUCGUGCUCGCGGCCGGGACCUGCGCCGUGCUGUGCCGCGAGUGGCGCCGCCCCGAGUUCGAAGAGCAAGAUAUAAUGGAGUUAGUGCCUAACAUAAUCCUUAACCCCGGAUUCAUGGACACGGAUCCGGUGCCCCGGGACACGCCCGGGAACAUUAUCCGCUCCACGGAGUGUCCGGGGCCCGGGAAACCCCGGCGGGUCUGAUUCUCGUCUAUACUUAACCUUAGGAUAUUCUAUCGCACCGACUCGGGACAUUUGUCAUGAUUGUAGCGAUGAGGUGGGACGUUGAUACGGGAGUGUGUGAGGUCUUUAAUGCCUUGGUGAAAGGGCUCACUAGGAAAAUGACUAUUGUAUACCAAGUGUACGUUCAACUGCGCUUUAAAGUAUUUAUGACCAUUUUGCCGUAACCGAUUGUACACCGCGAAACAAAAGAUCUGCAAAUGAUAGUAAUUUUAUCUUGAAUUACAAAAAGAAAAAAAACAACCAUAACUUCAGAUUUAAUAUAAGAUGCGGGGUACCAUGGACAUUUUUAAUUAUAUAAUCACAUAAAAUUACAUUAAAUGGCUGUUAACAUAAAGAAACACAAGUAAGUCCAAGUCUUUUCACACUGUUCUACCAUUCCUAUAUGGAUUUACCCCAAUAUUGAUUGUUUUAUGGCAUCGCAUGGUGAAUUGUGUUGCUCUGUUAUGCCCAAAUCUCCCAUAAAAGGCCAUACAUAAUGUUUAACAUCUCAAAAAUAACAUCACAUAAAGCUGCGUUUACAGUUAGUGUUCUGACCAGUUCUGCGAGCAUUCGGCCGUAACGUUCGUUGGUACACCGAUAAAAGUUUGAAAGUCAAGUGUUUCCAUCUGCGUACGAAUGAAAAAAUGCUCGCUCAGAACACUAAGUUAAAACGCUGCUUAACACUUCAAAACAUGUUACCUCGCAUGUGUCUUAAACCGCCUCCCGUAUCACCCAGUACGUCGAAACAGCGAGUAUGGCUCAAGGGUAACCUGGACAUAUCAAGUUUAUAAGGACGGUGCGUAGUAUAUCCCUAGGUUGCGGAACAGAAACUUGCUGUGCUUGUUGUAAGUUUAUACUCCAAACUCGCCAAUAUUGACGUUUCAAGGCAGUAAAUAAGCGUAAGCCUUUUUUUAAUGACUCACGGUUAGUUUCAUUAGACUUAUGUUGAUCGGGACCGGGAUAUAGACCGUGAAUCCCUCUUUGAUUUUUGUCGAUCUUCCGAUAUUUUAAGCAGUUACAUGGAUGUAUGUUUGUUUUCCGUGAUCAUUUUGCAUGUAACUGCGUCGUAAUAUUUAUCGAGAGAUCUACAAAAUGAAAUAGGUAAUCACGGUCUAUACUAUAUCCCAGUCAAUACAUAUAAGU